Molecule: messenger RNA, 2377 nt
Organism: Colias croceus (clouded yellow)
Lineage: Eukaryota; Metazoa; Arthropoda; Insecta; Lepidoptera; Pieridae
Exons: 15
Coding region: 66-2279 (737 amino acids)
Biological process (GO): regulation of transcription by RNA polymerase II
Cellular component (GO): nucleus
Molecular function (GO): RNA polymerase II transcription regulatory region sequence-specific DNA binding; DNA-binding transcription factor activity, RNA polymerase II-specific
Source: RefSeq, a predicted model, not a curated record
UAACCCAAGUUUGUAAAAAUGGAUUAAACAAUUCGUGUAAUCAAUGAAAUAUUAGAAUAAAUAUUAUGAGGAAUGUGGAAUCACAUUUGUUGGGAGACAGAAUGGAUGAGGCAGUGACACAUUAUAUUAAUUCCCAUCAACCCCCAGAGCAAGCUGUUCAUGUGGAUGCCAACUCCUUAUCCCUAAAUGUCCAAGAAGACGAGAAUGGACGCGUGGUCACGGUUAUGCACUCACAAAAUUUCCCACAAGCAUGCAGGCAACUAUCAGUGGGAGAACAGAUGAACGAUGGGCCAUGGGUGGAGGAACUGUUGGAUGCUCGACUGGCGGCCAUUGUAGCGCAUUUAGCUCAGCCCAGCAGAACUACACAUCACCAGGGUCAUAAUCCUCAUCACAAGCAAAUACCAAACACGGUGAGAAAUGAUGUGGACACGUCAGUCAUUCUAGAUGGCUCUAUGAGACUGUUUAAUGGACACCCUUUGGAUCAACAACAAGGGUCAAUAGUAGUUGACGAGCAGACUCUGCCGCCAUUACCACCUCUACAGGAUAUGAAAAGAUGUACUGAAAAUAGCUGGUAUAAGGACAAAACUGUAUUAAAAGAGAAUGGUGAAAUGUUACCAGAAGAUAGCGGCGUUUUAGAAAUGGCGGCGAGUGCAUCUCCCGCGCAAAGUAAACAGAGUAAAAAGAGUUUGCCGCACAAAAAACGGAUUUCUAGGAAGUUGAAGAGAAAUACUGGCAACACUACGCCCAAUGAACAAACAGACAUAGUAGUAAUCCAGUGUGCGGAGGAUGUCCAACAAGAGGAGAUACUGCCGGAUAACUUUGUGGACUCUUUGCCGAGGCACACCACAGAACAUAUGACUGACGCUACUCAUGUAACUCAUAUGCGACCAAUACUAAUAUGUCAAUUGUGCGGCGACUUUUAUGGUGAAGAGCAACUGAAAUUCUAUCAACACUUGAAGCAGCACUAUGAACCUCAAACUUCCAUUAUUAUGGAGAACCCUGUUGUACCUGAUAUAGGAAUUGAUAAGAUGACAAACACAUGUAUAGUCGACAACGCAGCCACACUCCCCGAUUCCAUAGUGGAACUAUCUCUAGAGAACACAGUGCCAAAGACAAUGUACCAGCCCAUAGACAAGCACAUCCUCUACACCAACGAGAAGACGCUCUAUAAGCAAUACUCUAUGGGCAUAGACAAGGAUGUAGGGGAUUUAGACGAUACGUUGGAUAAAUUGGAGUUGUAUUGCUGUGUGAAGUGUAAUAAGUCGUUCAGGAAACAGAAGCAAUGCGAAGCGCAUAUUAAGGAGGCGCAUUCUACUAAGAUAGAAGACAUGGGUGAGUUCAGCGAACCCGAAGAUCUAAUGGAAGGCAUACACGUGGCGGUCGACGACCACGAUCACGACCAUGACCACGACCACGACCAUGACCACGACCAGAACGACCACGACGCGGUCGAACACUACGAGGUGUUACCGCAUCUGACUGUCGACAAUGGACACGUGCACCAAGAGCAUGUGCGGCAUUGGUACUCCCGCAGUACCGGCGCCAGCCCCGAGCUGUGUUCGUGCGCCGGCGCCGGCUGCUGCGCUGCGUGCGCGCACGAACAUCAGCCACUUCUAGUUACCAAAGAUGAAGUAAUACAAAGGAUACUAGACAGCGAAGUGCCUCAAGAGCCCCCACCAAUACAAGAACAACUCCCGAAAAUAACGCAAGUGGUCUCCACUAGGAAAGAUCAGAAGAAGAAAUCGCCUCAAAGCAGAUUCGAGUGUGUUCAAUGCGGCCGAGUGUUUAAACAUAGGAACAGUAUGAUGUAUCAUAUGCUGAUGCACAGUGAGAAGCAGCAGUCGUGUGAUGAUUGCGGAAAGAGGUUCUAUACUGCGGCUACGUUGAAGAUCCACCGACGCAUGCACGAAGGCGCUAAGCCGUUUCGCUGUGACGUGUGCGGACAACACUUUCGGCAGUCCGGAGAUCUGAAGUAUCACAAAACUUCUAAACAUUCUGAUGUCAAGCAGUUCAAGUGCGAGUACUGCGGCAAGGAGUUCGCCCGGCGCUACUCGCUGAGCCUGCACCGGCGCAUCCACACGGGCGAGCGCAACUACAAGUGCGACUUCUGCAACAAGAGCUUCCGCGCGGCCUCCUACCGCCAGAUACACAUGCGCACGCACACCGGUGAGCCCCUACAGAGUGACAGACAGAAAGCGCAACUACAAGUGCGACUUCUGCAACAAGAGCUUCCGCGCGGCCUCCUACCGCCAGAUACACAUGCGCACGCACACCGGUGAGCCCCUACAGAGUGACAGACAGAAAGCGCAACUACAAGUGCGACUUCUGCAACAAGAGCUUCCGCGCGGCCUCCUACCGCCAGAUACACAUGCGCACG